CCCACCAUCAGCAGUGGUCACCAGGCUGAACUCUUCUCCAGGGACGCUUUAGGCCUCUGUGCAUUGCCGCCCUCACUGCCGGGAGAUGACACGCUGUUGAGUGAGGACCGCUCGCCCGAUUGCUCCUCCGUACUCGACAGUGACGCGUCAGCGACGGACUGCGGCUCUGGCUCGGUGGGCAGGGCCAGGGGGGACUUACACACAGGGGGCGGGAGGGAGGGCGGGGACGGCUCUAUGUGCAUCUGCUUGUGCUGCUUCAACAAGCUCUUGGCACCAAAUCGCUGCAGACACGUUCACAGGCAAAGAGGGUGGAAGCCGUUCACUGCACAAGUCAAGAUGUUGUGUGUCUCUCACGUCUGGGAAUAUGGCUGCGGCAAAGAAGAGAGCGAGGCCGCUGAACGCCAUUGCCAUGCCCAUCGCCUGCACUCCCGAAGGGAAACCCUUGUAGCUGUUGAGGUUCUCGGAGCAGGAUACCCCGACCAGUACACAAGUGACCAAAGGGCAGAAGAACUUAAUGAGCAGGCUCCACAACGGAGUGAUGCGCCAUCGGGACUUGCCGGCUGCACACACACACCGUGACAUGAGUGGCCAUCCGUAGCAGGCAGACCGAUAUGCUUACGUGCGACAACGUGGUUGAGUUCCUUCCUGAGGGUUUCGAUGUUGCCCAGAUACAGCCACCAAAGCUUCAGCUGUCUCACCACACACACAGCGGACAUCAACACAAGUUUCAAGUCGACGGCAUUCUGCUUACCUUCCAGCCCAUCAUCUCCUUUGUCUCUAUCAACAGGUAGGAUGCCACCAUCGACACGGCCAGCAGCCCCAGCCAGAUGCACACACCGAUGAGCACGGUCACCCCCGGCAAUAUGGCAAGUAGGAUGCACUGCACGAUUGUGGCGACGGCGAUGCUUCCCACGAACCCACACAUCAACACCCAUGGAGCUGACAACACAAACACACACACAAUGCAUGCCUGCCAUCUUCAUCUCGAUCCGCACAUACCUUUCUUGCCGAUGUGCCCUUCCUGCACGUCGAUUCUCGCGGCCCACCCGACGGCCACCGACUCGAGAAGACCCAAUGACAGGGCGAGGACGUUGGCGACGUACCAGUCGCUGGCGUCGAUGAGGUGAUAGCCGAUGUCCGUCGAGUAGACGAGCGACAGGCCGUACCCCACCACACUCAAGAUGCCCACCAUCAACCACCGAGGCACCCGACCGAACCAUGACGUGUCCUACCGCGACAUACAUGAGAGGUGGCCCGAUAGCUGCGUGCGGGUGCGUCUCACACUCCCUCGGUCACUUACCAGCAGAACAGUCGCCGGACAUUCCACGAAGGAGAAGGAUGACGCAACACCCAGGCAAAUGAGAACGGCAAAGAAGAAGACGUUGAACAGCUGGGCCCCCCACCCAGGGAUUUGCGCCAGGCCGAUCGGAUAACUGACGAAUGCCAGGCCCCUCGAUUCCGUCGGCAGCUCAUCCAAUGGGAUGCCCGCCUCGUACGCAAGAUGCCUGAUGAACCGACACACACGGUAAGUAGCUCUCCAGGUUCAUUCGCGUGCAUUACAUACCCGCAUAUUGAGAAGGCGGCGAGUCCAGCGAGGAUCGCGCAUGCAGAGUCGGACAGGGAGACGAUCAGUGCAUCCUGCGCUACAUUCUGACCCUUUCUGCACCCAGGCAAGAAGUGGAUAAGAACAACACCAAAAUCGACGUUCACCAAUCACGCAGCGCUCGACUUGAGUUUCGUCUUGCUCACUUGUUGUACGAGGCAUACGCUGUGAUGUAACCCCAAACGGCACCCACGCUGAAAAAGAUUUGAGCGGUUGCAUCCGACCAGAUCUGGGGCCGAGAUGACAAUAUUGACAAGUCCCAACGACCUGCCACACACGUGAUGAUACGAAGACAACAGACACAUUGACACCUGGUCUUCGUAAGUAGGUACCUAUGUAUUGAUGUACGCCCAUUUCCAUGCCGGGCAGCGACAGUCCCGUGAUGAUGAGGGCGCCCAGCAGCACAAAGGGCAGCACCACUGACGUAGAGGCCACAUAACCCAGGAGGGAUGCCCCUUUGAACAGGGAAAGGUAGCAGAUCACCCACACGACCAACGCAGCCACAGCGAUGUGGGGAACCAGCCAGCCGAUCCCGCCGCUCACAUCACUCUGCUCCAGGACCGUCUCGUACAGAUACGCAUUCGCCUGCACAUCCACAGAGAGAGAGAGAGAGAGAGAAGCAGUGUGAUUAUGUCCACCAAGGUGGACCCGGCUUGUGCGCUGCCUGUGUGUGAAUCGCUGACCUUUCCAAUGAGCGCCUGAGAGCACUCCCCAUCCGCCCACAUGCACUCGGUCCCCAGAGCCGCACACGACGCCGCACUCGCGCCGGCCGUUUUGCAGAGCUGCGCUGUCUUGGCCGUGGCGGCCCAGGGCAGCGGGUUCUGGAAGGACGCGACGAAGUAGAGGCACGCGUAAGCGAGCAGCACGUUGUAGUAGGCCGCCACGAUGAAGCACGCCCACGCUGAGCCGUAGCCAAGGCCAAUGAAGCGCUUGCUGAGCAUGCCGAAGGCGACUGCGUGGCCGCCUUGGUACACUUGGCCUGAGAGAGAGAUGAUCACACGAAAUGAGUGCCGAUCUUUUGGCGUCGCCCACUCACUUCGUCACUCACCCAGGGCCAGCUCAGUGGUCAGCAGGGGGAUGCCAAUCAAGAAAAGAGCACCUGAUCACACACCACCCAACAUUCUCUCGGCAGGAGGUCACCGAUGCAAGGCAUCUGCCUCACUCGCCUACCGAGGUACGGAAUAAAGAAGGCUCCGCCGCCGUAGCUGUAACUCAGAUAAGGAAACCUGACAUUGACAGCAGUUACCGCAACCAGACAGAGUUACGUCACACGCCCUGGGCGUAACAGAUCUGGCAUCGGGUACCUCCAGAUGUUUCCCAGGCCUAUUGCGGCGCCCAUCGCCGUCAGCAGGAAGGCCGCACGACUCGACCAUCUUCCCCUCUCGCCAGCGGCAGCUGUAUCGGCAGCUGCUCCAGCCGGCGACGCGACCGACGCCAUUGCUUGCUGCCCAGCAGAUCCGCCGACACAACAGCUGAUGUAUAUGUCAGGCGCAGUCAACAACCAAGGAAAUCAACCUGAAGCUCGAGCUCGCAUUCCUGGAGCGCUCGGGGAUGGAUGAUGGCAUCGGACUGACACCUGAUUCACUAGCGUGUGAUUCGUUUAUACAAUGAUUGAACACAUAUGUAACGUGUGUGUCUCAGAUGUGUCUCACAGUGGUGAGACUCAUGUAAAGCAGUGACUCAGUCAGCAAAGUGAAGCAAAGUGAAGCAGUGACUCUGCAGGUGUGUCACAUCACGUGUGUCACACUCGUGUCACGUCUCUAGCAUUCGACUCCAUCCAUUGACAGACAAAAUGCGUGGAGGUGUCGGGCGAACAGACAAACCAGUCGGCCAGUCGGCCGCUCGAUAGAAAUCACACACCUCACGUACAUCUUUCGAUCACUGUCAGAUCCUCUUCGGCAUCAUUCACUCAUUUUGUCUCUUCUGUCUCUCUAUCCACCGCAGCCAUGCUCGUUCAUUCAUUCAAGGCGGAAACACCGCACACACAUGACACGAAGAUCAAGAGGAGAGACGGAUACUGAUCUGUACAAGACAGAUACACCCUCAGCAGCACACAGCUUCAACACAUAGUAAGAAUAGUGAUGAUUAUAACAAUUGUUAACUGACAAACACCGCGACAUACGUGCAUGGACAGUCGGGUAUGUGUACAUACAUACAUACGUACAUGCGUACAUGCACACACACAUGCAACGUUUACACACGUCUGUCUACA
Vitrella brassicaformis is the source of this 3815-nucleotide messenger RNA. The record is from the annotation of a GenBank genome assembly. Lineage: Eukaryota; Vitrellaceae.